Messenger RNA from Mya arenaria, 2658 nucleotides. RefSeq names its product dynein intermediate chain 2, ciliary-like. NCBI's taxonomy places the organism in Eukaryota, Metazoa, Mollusca, Bivalvia, Myida, Myidae. Bases 63 to 2228 code for a protein of 721 amino acids. The record is from RefSeq and is a predicted model, not a curated record. The transcript has 22 exons. Gene Ontology annotation, biological process: cilium movement; outer dynein arm assembly. Gene Ontology annotation, molecular function: dynein light chain binding; dynein heavy chain binding. Gene Ontology annotation, cellular component: outer dynein arm.
GUCUAUAGCAACUUAGUCGGCCAUUACUAGUUGUAAACAGAAGUUUGGGAAAGAUCUCAAAAAUGCCACCAGCAAAACUGGGCAAAGGAAAGCCGGAGGGCAUGUCAGGAGUAGCUAACAUGAUGAAAAGAAGGCAAACCAGAAUUCGUGAUGGUGAUGACAUGACAGACAUUGAUGGCACGGACAAUGAUGAAUGGGUGAAUACCAAGACGCUGGUGAAACCAGAUGACCAGCUGGACCUUUCAGAACAGGAGCUGAAGGAGGAGUUCACACGUAUUCUGACAGCCAACAACCCUCAUGCCCCACAGAAUAUCGUCAGAUACAGCUUCAAGGAGAAGCAGUACAAGCAGACAUCAAGUGUGGACCAGCUGGCGAUCCACUUUGCCCUGGAUGGCAACAUGAUCCACAAAGACUCGGAUGAGGCACAGAGGCAGCAGGCCAAAAUGGGGGUUCCUGAGGCUCACAGUGAGCACGCAGUAAGUGAGGCAGGAGAGGCCCCUUCCGCUGGUGCUGAGGGAGAGGAGGCCAAAGAGGAGCAAUCCCCCGUGCAGGAAGCAGACAUGGAUGAGGCCAAGGAUGAGCAGAGAGAGGAUGCUGUGACUCCAGCCCCCGCACAAGCAGCCGGAGGUGCCUCACGGAAACUCACCAACCAGUUCAACUACAGUGAACGGGCCUCACAGACAUACAACAACCCUUAUAGGGAGAGGGGAACAGCGACAGAACCACCACCACGUGCUGUGUUCUCCUCAAAUGUCACACAAUGGGAGAUCUUUGAUGCCUACCAAGAGGACUUUGAGAAACAGGAAAAGAACAAGGAGAAAAAGGUGAUCCCAGGAAGAAAGGAGGAGGAGAAGUCACGCAAACGCCUCACCAUUACUGAGACUUCGCAGGGUGAUGACGUGUCACGCAUUUCAAAAGCUUCCAAGAUCGUGGAGAGAAUGGUUAACCAGAACACAUACGAUGAUAUUGCUCAAGAUUUCAAGUACUGGGAGGAUCCGUCCGAUGAGUACCGUGACAAUGAAGGAACACUCCUCCCACUGUGGAGAUUCUCAUUUGAGAAAGCGAAGAAGCUUGCUGUGACCUCCCUUUGCUGGAACCCAAAAUACAGAGACCUGUUCGCUGUCUCCUUUGGAUCCUAUGACUUCAUGAAGCAGGGAAAUGGCAUGAUCUUGUUCUAUUCCCUUAAGAACCCCUCUUUCCCUGAGCACAUUUUUGAGACCGACAGCGGAGUUAUGUGCCUUGAUGUGCACCCAGAGCACCCAUAUAUGGUGGCCGUGGGUUUCUAUGAUGGCAGCGUAGGUGUGUACAAUGUACAGAAGAAGGAUGGACCAGUCCAUAGAUGCACGGCCAAGAAUGGCAAACACACUGACCCGGUCUGGCAGGUUCGCUGGCAGAAGGAUGACCUUGAAAACAACCACAACUUCUAUUCCAUCUCCUCCGAUGGCCGAAUCGCACACUGGACCAUACUUAAGAAUGAGUUGACAUUCCAAGAUGUGAUCAAGCUCGCCUUACCUGACGCCCCAGCUGAAGGUCCAGAUGGUACAAAGAUAAGCACUAUAGGUUGUGGCACUGCCUUUGACUUCCACCGUAAGAACGACUACCUGUUUGUGGUGGGGACAGAGGAGGGCAAGAUCCACACAUGCUCAAAGGCAUACAGCAGCCAGUUCCUUGACUCCAUGGAUGCACACAAUAUGGCUGUAUACAAGGUUCGCUGGAACCCAUACCACCCCGACAUCUAUGUCACAUGCAGUGCUGACUGGACGGUCAAGAUCUGGGAACGUGGAACAAAAUCUGCAUCAGACAAAAAUGAAUCAGGAGAUUCCUCAGCAAAGAAGCCACUGUUCACCUUUGAUCUAAACAACUCUGUUGGAGACGUAGCCUGGGCCCCAUUCUCAUCCACUGUGUUUGCUGCAGUCACUGCCGAUGGCAAGCUGUUUGUAUAUGAUCUGAAUGUGAACAAGUAUGAGCCGCUGUGUGAGCAGAUGGUGGCACAGAAAAAGAAAACCAAACUCACCCACCUUGAGUUUAACCCGGUCUAUCCCAUGGUUAUAGUAGGAGAUGACAGGGGAACUGUUACCAGUUGCAAACUUUCACCAAAUCUUAGAAAACAACCAAAAGAGAAGAAGGGCGUUGCAGCCCCAGACCCGGCAGCACGUGAGCAAGCAGAGAUCGCCAAACUUGACAAGAUCUUGCUUAUGGUGCGUGAUCCCCCAGAGGGCAAGAACUAGAGCAAAACACCAACCAUUGCCUGUACUGCUGAUAACAUACCAACCAACUUCAAUCUUCUCGGUUGUUAUUUAUUCUGUGGAAUAUUGAAGGAUCUACAGUAGUAUGAAAUAUCAGAUACUCUAACUUUAAACAAAGAUACUAUCAUACGAAUCUAAAUACAGCUUAAUUUAUUUGUGAACAGCACCUAAGGUGGUUAUUAAUUGUAAAUAUGCUGUGUACACUGACGUGGACUAUGACCUUGCUGGAUAUGGACACAGCUAUAACAAUACGAAAAUACCCCUGCCAAUAUUUUAUCUAAUGACAGUUGAUACUAUCUUAGUAUAAAUCUAUUUAUUUGUUGUUGAUAAUUUGUUGGCAUUUUCUGUGAUGUUGUAUUUCCAAUUUUAUUUAUUGGAUAGUAUGUGAACACCAAUAAAUUAAAAAGCAACA